UUAUUUGAUUGAAAAAUGUCCCGGCAGACGUGGCAUAUGUUUACAGUGAUAACGUUUUUAUUUACACUUUUAUCACUGGUUGGUGAUGUUUUUUCAACUUCAGCAGCACCAUGGUACGAAAACCUACCCGCCGUUACUAUGGACUACAAAGUUCACAUAGAUGCCGGCAAAGAAGAUUGUUACCAUCAAUAUGUCCAACCGGGAGCUACAUUUUACGCAAGUUAUCAGGUAUUAAAAGGUGGUGAUGGAAUGUGCGGGUUUGCGGUGCGACAUCCCAACGGCCAGAUUGUGCACCCGUACGAAUGGCGGCAGAGUGCAGAAUAUGCAGACCAGUCAUCCUCAGGGGGGUACUAUGCUGUGUGUAUUGAUAACCAGUUUUCCCGAUUCGCGGGCAAGCUGGUCAACCUUUACCUUUCCGUUAUAAGAUACGACAUGUGGGAAAAAUAUGCUAAAGAAGUAGAAGAGCUAGACAUGAAUAUAAAGAACUUUACUCAUUCCAUUCAAUUUGUGGAGCGUAAUAUCAAUGAUAUACUCCAAUAUCAAUAUCAUUCUCGUGCAAGAGAGUCACGAGAUUAUAACUUGUUGAUGGACAACAACACCUACGUUCUCAGGUGGUCCUUUAUCCAAAUACUAGCAAUAGCUGCAACAGCCACUCUUCAAGUUUAUUUUGUACGGAAACUUUUUGAAGUGAAAGAUAACUCAUCCAGGACGAGAAUCUAAUUAUUUAAUAAAAUUUAAUUACCAUUCCUCGUAACCUAUCCAUUAAGAAAUAGGUGUGAUUACUUAGAAUAAAUGCGUUAUAUCUUUAUGUAAAAAAUUGCUUAUUGUGCAUAGUUUAUUGGGAAUGGCUGUAAGAUUGAUCAACUACUUGUUAUUUCAUAGAGAUCUUUUGACUGAACUCAUUCCAUGGUACUUGUUAUAUAUCUCUUUCCUUUUCUGAUCUCUAUUUUAAAACUUCAAUAAUAGAAAAAGUACAAUUAAUUUUUGACAUUUUUACAUUUUAAUUAAUAUUUUCAUGCACAAUUGUUGGCCUGUUUUGACAUGCUAUUUAUUUUUUAUGAUACUUAAAUGAAUGAGAAUUUAGCACAAUUAUCCAAAUGGUUUGCCAUCUUCUUUCUUAAAAAGAAAUCUGAUAAGAAUUGUGGCCACUAUUUGGAAGAAGAAUAAAAUGGUGACCAGUAGCAGUACCUUAUAAUGUUCAAAAACCCUUCCUUCGUAGUAGUUGAAAUAUAACACAGUUGAUAAUAAUAAAUUUCUGGGUGUGAACAUAUGUAGUCAAAUUAAAGAAAUGUCUCAAAUUAGCAAGAUAGUUAUGGACCUUCGCAUUUAUACUGUUGAACCAUUUAAUGAAAUGUUUGUAUUGGUUUAUAGUUUUAUACUAGUUUUUGGAUUAAGAAUGCCUUUGACAAUCACAAUUGUAAAUACUCUAAUUUAUUAUUUUCUAUAUCCAGAAAUAAUCAGGAUCUGAUCUAUUUUAUAAGUACAUUUAUGUGUUAACAUUAUUUUUAUUUUCUUUUGUGUUGUUUUUAUAUUCAGAAUUUAUUAUUUCUAAGAUUUAAUUACUCAGUGUACUUAAAUGUGCGAUAAUAAUAAUUGAAAGUACAUAAAUAAACAAUUUUAUAAAUAUUUCAUUGUCUUUUUUGUCUUAAAAUGAGUCAGGUGUUUAUCUGGCGGGUUAUCUUCAGGUUAACUUUUUUAGGUAAUGUAAAAAAACUUUAUGAAAUAGAUUUAUUGUAUAUUUAUUCAUAUGUAUUGUAUAUUAUUAAUUACAUAACUAUAAAUAAGUCUUGUCGACUAUAAUAUGCAGUUAAAUCCUAUAUACAAACAAUAUUUUAUUAAGUAUUAUAUAACAAUAAUUUAUUAAGUAAGUACAUACAUUGAUGAUGAAUUAUUACAUUUUGUUUCAAUAUUUACCAAUUUGUAUAGACAGUGUUUACUAAACUAAAACAAAUUAAUCGUUUCAUUCCACAAAUGUAUGGGUUUAUGUCCAUACAAAAAAUGUCUUAUGUAAUUGAUGAAAUAUGGAGUAGUCUGUUGAAAAUGAAACUAACUUUACAUGUGGAAUGUUAUUAAAAUUUUAAUUGUGAUGUCAUCGAACUAAUUAAUAUUACAGCUGGCAUCGCCUUUAUGACUAGUUAAUUUCAAAUUGCAGCCAGCGAAUAGAAUGAAGUAGGUAAAUAACUACACAAAUAUAGUGAUAUAAUCUACAACUUAACAACUAAUCAGAAAAUUCAUAUUUCGAAAUACUCUGUACAAAAAUUAUUCGGUGAAUCUCAUGCGUAACUGUACAUUUCAUAUAAACAAUAAUCAAUUAUAACGACUCUUAAGAGCGCGUAAUUCGAUAGAUAUAGACUUAAAUACAUAUUAACCGCUAAAGCACCCUAUAAGUUUGUGUAACAAAGAUGUCGGUGCACCAUUUAAUAAAACAAAAAAAAAGAAUUGGUCCGAAAAUACUUCAAUAUGCAAUAAUUUAUCCUAAAUUAAGGCAGUGUCUUGGACGGACAACCGUGUGAUGUAAAUAUCAACAAGUGCUAUAUAGUUACUCUGAAGUGCAAGUUACUAAAUUUAUUUCUAAUGCGACUAAAAUUCUUACCAACUACCGAAUUUGAAAAGUCAAUGUGAUGAUACUAAAUGAAUACUCAGUUGAUAUGGAAUGUACCUAUCUUAAUUCGUUUUCGAGGCUGUCUUUUUGGUUUCUAGAAUGCUGUAGGAGGAAGCAUAUACUACGUUAUAUAUACUUCUUCCGGUACAUCGCCUCAAGGUUCGUAUCUUCUUUAAUUUCAAUACCAUCAGAUUCGGGAGAAAUCACGUUAGAGGUCGGUGCAAAUCUGACGGAAGAUUCGUCUCAUGGAAGUGUGCGUUAGUUCGCGAUGGUUCAUCCGUCUUCUUCUUCUUUUAUCAAUGGCUUAUC
Messenger RNA from Diatraea saccharalis (sugarcane borer), 2911 nucleotides. The record is from the annotation of a GenBank genome assembly. NCBI's taxonomy places the organism in Eukaryota, Metazoa, Arthropoda, Insecta, Lepidoptera, Crambidae.